This is a messenger RNA of Erythranthe guttata (spotted monkey flower), 2026 nucleotides long. Its product is annotated as transcription activator GLK2. Gene Ontology annotation, biological process: positive regulation of DNA-templated transcription. Lineage: Eukaryota; Viridiplantae; Streptophyta; Magnoliopsida; Lamiales; Phrymaceae. Gene Ontology annotation, cellular component: nucleus. Gene Ontology annotation, molecular function: transcription cis-regulatory region binding; DNA-binding transcription factor activity. The record is from RefSeq and is a predicted model, not a curated record.
UCAAUGAAAAACAAAGUCACGGACAAACACUCGGUAGAUUUUUGAGAAGUUCAAAGAAAGGACAUCCACAAAUCCAUACACAAAUUGUUGAGAAUUAGAAAUAUUAUUAAUAUAUAUAGAGAAGAAGCCAAAACAAGAAAAUAAAAACAAAGCCGUAGACCACGCCCUCUACACAAAUUGUGGUGGAGAUUCACUUCUACCAUUCUCUCACCACAGUAACACACACACACACACACACACACACACACACCGACUGUAGUGUGUGCAUACAACAACUGAAUAAGACCCAACAGCUAGUACACAUGUUCCCACUUAUUAUUGCCCCUCCUUCCAUCAUCAAGCUAAGAAGAAAAUCUCAAUAAUAUAUAUUUUCCACAUUUAUUUCUUCCUCCGAAGCCGAAUAUACAUACAGGAGUCAAUAUCAGUACUAAUUAACCUGCAAAUAUUCCAUUACACUCGUUCUCGAUUAUUAUCGUCCGCCUUAAUUAUCUAUACAUCUAGUCACGUGAUUGAUUGAGUAAUUGAUACAUAUAAUAUAGAUAAUGGUUGCUGCUGUGUCCAACAACAAUGAAAGGGAAAUCCAAAUUCCAUACGAUUUCUUAAUGGAAGGGAUUAAUGAUGAUUAUCCUCCUGAUGGUUUCAGUAAUAACUUUCUUGACAGCAUUGAUUUUGAUGAGCUCUUCAUGGGAAUAGGAGACGACGACGUUUUACCAGAUUUGGAGACGGAUCAAUCUCAUCAUCACAUUCUUGUUUCUGACUUCUCAGUUACUAGCAAUGAAUGCAGUGAUGAUUCUGACACAAACAACAACAACAACAACAACAACAACAACAACAACAACAACGUUGGUGUAUCCUACACCAUAGCAAGUAGUAGUAGUAAUGAAAUGUUGGGUGAAGAAGAUCAGGCGCCACUUUCUCCGGAAACUAUUAAGAGUAAAAAAUCUUCUUCUUCGGCUCAUCACAGAUCUAAGAAUCCCACCGGGAAGAAGAAACCAAAGGUGGAUUGGACGGCAGAACUGCAUAAGAGGUUUGUGAAAGUAGUGGAGCAAUUAGGGGUGGAUAAGGCAGUACCAUCCAGGAUUCUUGAGCUUAUGGGUAUCGAUUGCCUCACUCGCCAUAACAUUGCCAGCCAUCUUCAAAAAUAUAGAUCACAUCGGAAACAUUUGCUAGCACGAGAAGCGGAGGCGGCAAGCUGGAGUCAGAGGCGGCAGAUGUACGGAACAGAGAAGAGAUCGAUGGUUAAUAAUCAAUUGCAUCCUAAUUGGAAUAAUAUUGCACCCUCUUAUAACACGGGAUUUCCUCCGGCCACACCGCUAAUGCCGCCUCAUUUAGUUAGACCGUUACACGUAUGGGGUCAUCCAUCUAUUGACCAAUCAUUGAUGCACAUGUGGCACAAACACCCUCCGCCACCACCAUGGCAGCUGGCUCCUCAUCAUCCUCUUCCACCCGACCCUUCUUUUUGGCACCAAUAUGUUCAAAAUGCAGCGGGAACACCUUGCAGCUUUCCGAUGCAUUUGCCACAAACCGUGAUAACAAAACCUUCUCUUAAGUCGCCGUUAAUUCCAGCAGCUCCGGGCAAAGUAGUAGAGGCUGACCUUUGUAUAGAUGGAGCUGGACAAAAACUUACCCAACCACCACUUUCCGAUGUUCACCCAUCAAAGGAAAGGAUAGAUGCAGCUAUUGGGGACGUUAUAGCAAAGCCAUGGCUGCCACUGCCACUUGGACUGAAGCCCCCAUCCAUGGAUAGUGUUAUCGUUGAAUUAAGGCGUCAAGGUAUCCCAAAAAUACCUCCAUCGUCUACUUCUCCUUAAUCAACAGCACCCCUGCUGCUUCUUUCCGACUAGAAAUCACCAAAUUUGACGACAUUUCCAGGCAACCAGCGAAAACGCAUGUGCCUAUUUUUUUCUUAAAUUGUUGCCCCUUGUUCUUAUUUCCUUGUGUACAAGAACAAUGUAUAUUAAUUAUCAUGAACAUUGGACAUUAUUUUUUUUUAAUGUGAUGAUUCAUAAAUAUAGAGUGCUUCAAC